GAGGGUCGUGGCUUUAACCUCAGCCACAUAUAUUCUUUCUCAACUUUACCAAUACACUAAUCACACACUAUCAAUCAAUUACCAAUAAUGGCACUGGAAGGAGUCCCACGUCGCUCAGUUUGGGUAUCUCCCCACGAUAGCAUAAGCAUAUAAAAACUGCACUACACCCAUUUUUCAGUUUGAUGGACCAAAUGGAUGACGAGUCAUGGCAAAAAUGGGUUUCAAUUUUGGAGGAAAAUGAUUGCCAUACUUUAACUGAAGAAUUUAAGAGGGACAGUUCUGUGGUGCCUGCAGAAGACUCAUUGAAAGAAAGCAGUUUGAGAAUUUCAUCUUUGGAAAAGAACACUGGCUUUUACAUGACAAGUCUCACACAACAACAUGCUUCUUCACAAAAACCAAAGUCUUGUGUUCUGUCGUUUGAGAAUUUCACUUCAGUGCCAAUUUUUGAUAAGAAAACAUGCCAACAUCUUGGUGAACACUCAAAUCAGACUGAAGAAAAAACCAGAAAACCCCUCAAGAGGGAAAGAAACUCUUCUCAGACACUUGAUCACAUAAUGGCUGAGAGAAAAAGGAGAGAGAAUCUCACCAAAAUGUUCAUUGCCCUUUCUUCUCUUAUUCCUGGCUUGAAAAAGAUGGACAAGGUUACUGUUCUGAACAAGGCGAUAGAAUACGUGAAGUGUCUGGAGCAGCGUGUGAAUGAUUUGGAGAAAGAGAAUAAGAAGAGGAAGAUAGAAUCAUCAGAAGGAUGUUUGAAAGUGAGAAAAAGCAAGAUGGUUGGUUAUGAGUUUUCAUGGAGCUCUGAUGCUUGUUAUGAUGAUCACAAAGCUACCAAUAAAUGUUCAAAGGUUGAAGCAAGAGUUGCAGGAAAAGAUGUACUUAUCAGAGUAACCUGUGAGAUGCAAAGGAACGUUCUGCAGAAUGUUAUGGCCAAGCUUGAAGCUCAUAAUCUCUCUCUUGUUUCCACCAAUGUUUUGCCUUUUGGGAAUUCUGCUCUCACCAUUACCACCAUUGCUCAGAUGAACCCUAAAUUCACCACCACAGUUGACAACUUUGUGAAAACGUUGACUGAGGAUUUGUCCAAAGUGCUGUAAUCUGCAUUAUUAAUAUUAAUUAAUGAACUUCAACAGGUUACUGUUGAAUGUCUCUUUUCCAUUUUUUUUCUAUCAUUAAAGCUUAUAAAGAACGAAAUAGUGCUGCUGUGCAUGAUAGUUAUGGUUUUGGCCAUCUUCACGAACAUUCAUUUUUAUGGAAAAUAAAAUGAUUUUGUGUACUUUACACAAUUAAUAUAUUUCUAU
Messenger RNA from Vigna radiata var. radiata (mung bean), 1295 nucleotides. Its product is annotated as transcription factor bHLH18-like. The transcript has 4 exons. The record is from RefSeq and is a predicted model, not a curated record. Gene Ontology annotation, molecular function: protein dimerization activity. The coding region runs from base 183 to 1091 and encodes 302 amino acids. Lineage: Eukaryota; Viridiplantae; Streptophyta; Magnoliopsida; Fabales; Fabaceae.